Heterotrigona itama is the source of this 1821-nucleotide messenger RNA. Lineage: Eukaryota; Metazoa; Arthropoda; Insecta; Hymenoptera; Apidae. The record is from the annotation of a GenBank genome assembly.
GUUCGCUCCCCUAGCUACGCAUUAAAUAGAAAGUGUUUCAUUGUUGUCAAAAGCAGGGGAUCGGUAUAAUAUUACUACACUACUGUUGACGUCACCCCCACCACCUGUUUCGUCGCAAGCAGGUUCGAACACGUUCAGUAUACGCCGGUUUUGCCGACGAACAGCGUCAGAACGCAGGUGGAUUCUAAACAAAGUGCAAGUGCUUUACGUGCGAAAUCGUGCGCACGAAUGAAUCUGUCAACAGUCUACGGAAGAAUUUUACUCAUAUACGAGUACUUCACCAGAAGUAAUUCAUCUUUUCAACCUUUGUACGUCCAUAUCAUAUUUUCCAAUGGCUAUGAUAGAGGAAAGAUUUUGUCGUGAUGAUAGUGAUUGUUCUAAUACACAAUAUUGUUAUCUUAUAUCGGAACGAUGUGUCGAUUAUACGCAAUGCAAUAGAUACAAUAGAGCAGAAAAUCAUAAAGGAAGAUCACGACAUCUUUCUCAAUGCGGCCCCUGUCUUCCUGGAACCUUUCAUCACCUGUAAAGAAGGGUCACCUCCAAUUAAUAAUAAUAAAAUCUUAAGAGACAAGAACAAUCUUGUGCGUGCUGUCGGUUAUAUACCUCCAUGCUGGGUUUGUACAAAUCCAAAUUAUGAAUAUGAUUCAAAUAACGACAAUAUAGAUGCAAUAGGACAACUACAUUCACCUGAAUUAUCAACUGAUGAUCAAUCAAAUAAUCUGACUCCAGAGCAACUAGCUCUUGAAGUUAGAAAUGGAAGCUUAGCGGAAUAUGAAAUCGAACAAAUGGAUAAUAAUUUAAAUACAAUUCUAAUCCAAGCAAAUAAUCCUUCUUCGUCUAAUUCGACGCAAGAAGAAAACAAUAACAACAGUAAUGGUUCAACAUCAGAAUCAAGUAAUACUCAAAGUGGUAGAGAACAUGUUCGAAUAUCAAAUGUUCUAAUUUCUCAAAAAAUAUCUAUGAACGUAAAUCUACUCAACGGUGAUUGUUGAUCUCGAAAGAUUAAUUUAGGUUAGAACAAAGAUAUAAAUAUUGUUUAUGAUUGUCAAUUAUGUUAGUCAGUUUAUAUCACUUAAAGAUAUUUUAUAUUUCUAAGUAUUAAAUGACGGAUUCUUGAUAUUUUCUUACAAAAUACAAGACCUUCGAAUUUUUUACAUUUUUUUACUUUUAUAAUUAAUAUGCAUGAUGAUUAUAUUAGUUAUAAUAUAACAUUGCUGUGAAAUUAAAUUUAUAAAUUGCUCAAUAUCUUGUGACGGAAUGGUUGCAAAAUCAUAGUUCAUAAAUAAUUUUUGUUCAUUUAUAACGUAUUAGUAAACUUAACGUUUCGAAAAAAUAUAUUUGAAUAAUUUAAGAAGAAAUUUUUAAUGUAAUUCAAACAUAACUUCAACAAAACUUCAUUAAAAUUUUGUUCCAAAAAACAUAAUAUACUUUAUGCAUUUAGAAAACAAAUGUUAUUAAUUGCUUUUUCUAAAAGUAGUAUUAUUAUAUAAAUAUCUCUAGAUUAUAUUUUACAUGUAAUUCUUAUUAUAAUGUGUAGUACAUAAGAGUGCAUAUCUUAUGAUGUUUUGUAUUUAAGUGCCAUUAUUAUUGAGUUCUAAACAUAAUUAUCGAUGUUUAAUACAUUUUUAUUAUAAUAAAACAUUUAUUGUUAUAAAUAACCAGUUGAACAAAGGAAAUUUUAUUUUUAAUCCUAAAAUUUUUUAAUGCAAUUAAAGUAAUAUUUUUAUUUAAUUAUGUUAUUAGUUAUUAUUUGUCAAAAAUUAAAAUUUUUUUCAUUAACAGACACAAGAUUGUAUAUUAGAAUUUUUAUGGUUUUAUUAA